AUGUCAAAUAAAAAAAAAAUGAAAGAUGAACGUCUUGGUCUAGUUGACAUCAUUAACGUUUACGAACAAACCAAAAGAUUAAGUUUAAUAGGAAUUAAUGAUAGUAGCAAACCACUUCAUCCUUCACAUUCACUCUUCAGAUUAAAUAAUUCAUCAUUGGAAAAAGUUUCAAAAAUAGGUAAUAUUAGUAUUGAUGAUGAUGAUUCAUCCGAUGAUAAUGAUGAGGAUAUUGAUCAAGAACAACAUUUAGUUUCGAAUAGUUUCAUUCAAGGUUCAACUGCAAUUUUAUGUAGUCAACAUUUAACUUCAAUUGUACAUGAUCAUGAGGAAUCAUCAGUUUUAGAAAAUGAAUCAAUAACUGAUUAUUUAGAUUACAUACAUCAUAAAACAAUGUUAAUUCAAAAUAAUAAUAGCAAUAAUACGGUUAGCGGAGUUAUUAAUGGAAAUAAUAAUAGCGAUAUUAUUAUCGCAAGUACCAAUAGUAGUGGUAUUAGUAUGAAUAAUAAUCCAGACACAAGUUUAUCAGAUAAUAAUUGUCUCAAACUCAAUGAUAUUUCAUCAAAAUUUGUCAUUGAAAAUGAUAUUAGAGAAUAUAUUUCAAUGCUGGCAGAACAAGAGGAAAUUUUUGAAUUACUAAUUAGAUCUAAAGAAAUUCAAUUAGAUGUAAUUAAUAAGGUAGGCGAUACACCACUUCAUAUUGCAGUGAGAAAUGAAAAACUUGCAAUGAUUAAAGAACUCUACCAUCUCUACCCAUCCAAAAGUUUACAAAUUAAGAAUAAUCAAAAAAAGACAAUUGAUAAAUUAGCUAAAGAACGUGAUAUUGAUUUGAAAAAAUUGGAAAAGGAAUUAGAGCAAGAUAAUGCUGGUAUUCAGAAAGAAGGUUUUUGGAGUUCAAUAUUCGGUAAUAAGAAGAAGAAAACCAAAUUUAGUCCAUCGAAUUCAUCAAGUGAAUUACAAAGUAGAAUGUCAAACAUGUCACGUCGUAAUUCACUUCUAGUUUCUGUAUCAUGGGAUCCAACUAAAUAUGCAGUUGGAUGUGAUCAAAUUGAUUCACAACAUGCUCAAUUAAUUGAAUGGUUAAAGAAUUUAAGUGAAGCAUCACUCACUUCUCAAAGUCAUUGGGUUGUUGGAUAUACAAUUGGAUGUUUAAUUGAAUAUACGGAAUUUCAUUUUUCUGAUGAGGAACAGUUACUGAGGUUUGUUUUUUAUUUUUAA
Messenger RNA from Naegleria gruberi, 1215 nucleotides. RefSeq lists its product as uncharacterized. Bases 1 to 1215 code for a protein of 404 amino acids. The transcript has 2 exons. Gene Ontology annotation, molecular function: metal ion binding. Lineage: Eukaryota; Heterolobosea; Eutetramitea; Acrasida; Naegleriidae. The record is from RefSeq and is a predicted model, not a curated record.